GAUGCACCAGAAACUUUAUUGAUAGUUAAUUAAAAAUCAGCUGUAACUAACCAAUACAACAAAUAUGUCAAAGCAGUAUGGACUUAUCCUACCUAAUCAGCAGAAAAAUGCGGUGUUGACGAAAGAAGUUGUAAAACCUUCCAUAUUCGAUGAAAGCAGUAGUUCCGAGUCACAAGAUGGCAGUGGAAGUCCACCGAAAUUGAGGAAAAACAAUCCUGCAAUAGGUCCUAGCGGUCCCAGCGCAAUGGAAAGGCGCAUUGCUCGUUCUGUACAGAAAAAAGCUUUAGCAGAAGAUCCCACAAUAUUCCAGUACGACGAAUUAUAUGAUGACAUGGCGAAUAAGCGAACAGAAGAACAACUUGCAAAAUCUCGUGAACCGAGGGAAGCCAAAUAUAUUACGAAAUUAAUAGAAAGUGCGGAAAAAAGAAAAUUAGAACAUGAAUUAAGAAUCGAAAGACAAGUACAGAAGGAGCGUGAAGCCGAAGGGGAAAAAUUUAAGGAUAAAGAAUCAUUUGUUACCACCACAUAUCGUAAAAAAUUGGAGGAAAUGCGCAAAUUAGAAGAACAGAGUAAACGCGAUGAUUACCUGGAAAAUGUCGGCGAUGUAACUAAGCAAAAAGACUUGGAUGGUUUCUAUCGCCAUUUGUAUGAGCAAAAACUUGGAACCGACAAACCAAUAAAAAAAUUAGAGUUAGAACCUCAGGAAGCGAUGUCAUACAAUACUAAUACCGAACAAAUUUCAUACAAACCCAUAAAAUCAGCUAAAGCUGCUCCCAACAGAGCUUAUAGGAAACGCAAAUGCUCAGAUGAAGAUGAAAAAGUCGGUGCAGACGAAAAUGGACGCAAAAAGGGAAAAGGGCAUUUAACAAAUAACAUCGAUGCCGAUUCAGAUUUUAGUAUCGAUGAUUCUAGUUCCGACGCCUGUUCAGAUGAAGACGAAAGCACUGAGAAGAAAGCUUUACCGCAACAAGUCAAAAAAAAUGAUAAGUUAAUGCGAACUCCUGCUAAUACAAUUGCUCUAAAUUUUGAGUCGUUAAAGCAGGUUGAUGACGGAAAUAGUACGGCAAAGGAAGCUAAUCAAAGUGAUGAAACCGCAAAAGCUGAAGUUAAAAUCCCUGUCAUUCUAAAACCCAAACGUAAUAAAAGUGAAAUUUGGGGUAAGCGUACUGUGGGUGCAGUUUUCGAAGACGCUGUUCGACGUUAUUAUGAACGUAAGGCUGCACGUGGUGCAGCUUAAUAUUUAAAUUAAAUAGAAUGUACUGCGUAAUUUGUUCGACUUGGAUAUAUUAAGUAUAUAAAUUUACGAGUCUUUUCAGAGAAGAUUUAAAAGCUCCACGAAUAGGUUACCAAAAAUUUGAUUGUUGUUGUGGAAUUCGCAACAAAGGUAUUAUAAGCGUUUACAGCAUUUUUAUUUAUUUUUUUAUUAUGUUUCGACCAUGAUCCCGUUGAUAUAUUGAUUAAGUUCUAUUAAAACAUCGGAACUUCUAUUAGCGAAUUAUUGCAUUUUGAAUGUGGCGGUACAUUUUACGUCUUAUACCAUCACCAAUUACUUGAUGUUAUUGUCAACAACAAUGAAGCCUUCCGCGGAAAAUUGACUCAAAUGAUUUUAGAACGACUGGCCCUUAUAAAAUAAGAGCCGAUAAAAUCGCAGGGGCUACCGUUAUCAAUAACAAUAGUAGCGUUGACGCUCUCUCGCAUUUUCAAUAUCUGAAAGAUGAAAAAUUCUGUUGAUGGUUUCUUAUCAUGCAUGUAAAUGGUUAUGUACAAAAAAAAAAGUAUAAUGUGCCUUCGCCGCGUCGCUCGCUGCAUAUUGAAGAAUUCUAAAUUUUAUAUUCUUCACUGUAAACUCUUUCACUUUGUCCGGCCUUCUAAAAAUAAAUAAGGGUACCCUCUACAAGUAUGUCCAUUUCAAUAAAUAUUUCAAUCGUUAUUUCGGUAGUUGUGUCCUUCCCGUAAACCGACUCUUUUACCAAU
Molecule: messenger RNA, 1974 nt
Organism: Glossina fuscipes
Lineage: Eukaryota; Metazoa; Arthropoda; Insecta; Diptera; Glossinidae
Product: nuclear speckle splicing regulatory protein 1
Exons: 2
Coding region: 65-1237 (390 amino acids)
Biological process (GO): regulation of alternative mRNA splicing, via spliceosome
Source: RefSeq, a predicted model, not a curated record